AUGAGCGAUAUUAACGUUUAUAUAUACAUGCAGGACGCGGGCCGUUUUCCUCCUGCGCUGCGUCGUGACUCACGCGCGCGUCUGCUGAUCUCCCCUGGCAGACUUUAUGGUGUUGGAAGCACCGUAAUCCAUAAACCCGCGCCGGUGGAAUCGGCGAACACGACGGUUCACGUGAUCGUUAAAGCCGCGAAGAGGAUCGGCAAGGCGCUGAAAACGGUCCGGUGCCUCGGGAACGCGGAUGAAAUAUAGGCUUGAAUUCUUUACCUUAGAUCCUACUAAACUAUGUAACAAAGUGUAUAUCCUCGAAGUCAACAAAGGAAUAACAAGAGACGCGAAGAAGUUGAAGGCAGUAGUUUUAAUUAAUCUGAAAUAUCGUAUUUCAAAUAAAUUUUCUUUUCUAGAUUAGCUAUCAAGCUUAACCGAUAUUAGAAAUAUUUAAUGAUAAAAACUAUCAUACUUAAUUUUAAAGAAGAACAUGCUGAUUCCAAAGAUCAAUUAAAUUGUAGAUUCAAGAGUUUCAACAUUAAUACAGCUAAAUAUGGGCACAUUUUUUCAUUCUUUUUUUAUACCGCUUAUAUCAUUACUACCGAGAGAAACGGCGAUUUCUUUAAAGAUCUUCUUCAAAGGGGCUAGGAAAAAAAUGCUGGAUUAGGUUACCGAGCUGUCAAAGCAAGUCCAGAGACAAGAAAAGGUCAGAUAGGGUUGCUCGGUAGAGAGGAAGAGAAAGGACACGAGGAAGAAGGGGGGCAAAGGCCGGAGGAGGGAUAUACUCGCGACAAGCCACCAGUUCAGUGCGGUUCUACUCUUCGUCAGGUGUGUCUCGCCGAUCACCCUAGAGAUCAUAAAUCUGUCGUGACAGAAGUACUCUCGGUGAAAUCCUUUACGAACCUUUGCGGCUCGUGUUUGUCUCGUGUAACGAGUGAUAAAAAUCCUCGAAUUCAAUAUUCGUAAUAAACGGCUGUCGCGAGCCGGCGUUUUCUGCCGGGAAUGUAAUUGAUAACGACACGUGACCAUAUAACAAUCGUGAUCGCAUGAUCGUGUCGACGAUCCUCUCGAGCGUGACGGGUUUCCAUCGGCGACAUUCGCACGACGGACGGCAUGUCGAUCUGAAGAUGGAAACCGAAGUCCGGACGCUCAAGCAGGAACUGGCGCGGACCCAGGACGCCCUGAAGACCGCCACGAAGAAAUGUCGGGAGUUGGUGAGGGAGCUGGACCACCGUACCGCCGGUCACGAGUCCGAGAGGAUUCUGCGGGAUCAGCAGCUCUCGAGGAUACUGCGGGCGUUGCUGUUCCUGGAGGCGCGCCUUAAGCAGGAGCAGAAGUCGAUCCGGCAGAUGCUCUGCGAGAAGGACAACGUCAUCAGGAACCAGCAACUGGAGAUCGCGAUGCUCAGGCGGUAUACAAAGAACUAUAUAAAGAGCAAGCGUGAUCGAACGACGCCGGCCGUCGAUGUCGAGGUCAAUGCCAACGUCGACAAGAAUCUGCAGAAGGGCUUUGGAAAUUUGCAUAGAGAAACGCUGCAGGAGAGCGGUAUUGGCAAAGAGAUCGCGAGUCUGAAGUGCGAGAUAAUCACGCGGCUGAACCCGGCGUCGUCCGGCAUCCUGGACGAACUGGACCGUAACAGCGUGAGAAAGACGCACAGUUUCGCCGGCAGCGAUAUCUCGAAGGCCAGUCUGACCAGCAGCGAGAACACGGACGCGUCCAUCGUCACGACGACGACGGAGGGCACCCCGUCGUUGCUCAGCACGGAGGGCUUUUGCGAGGGCGAGAGCACGGACGUGUCGCCCGGCUCGACCUUGAACAAAUGCUCGAGCAGGUGCACGCCGACGACGGUGACUGACAGCGAAAACGAGACGACGAUGAUCCUGGACGAGGACGACGAGGACAUAACGGAGGAGAGCGGGAUGACGACAGUGUCGACGAAGAGGAGAACGAAGGGCCAGAAGACGUCGUCCAAGGGUGCCGACGUGAUUGAGGUGGUCGGUAUCGCGAGGACGGAGAGCAAGGACGACGGGAUGGACUGUAACUUCGCCUCGGAGGACGAGGAACAUAAUAACACGAGGAUAAGUAAUCAAGAGGCAGGCAAGGAAGAACCGAUUUACAUUAACGCCUGCAACGAGGUGAACGAGAGAAAUCUGCAGCGGACGGAGCAGUCGAGGACGAAAGAUGAUUACAGCAAUAAUAACAAUAUCGAGACGAAGCUCGAGACGCCUGAAUUGACGGUGGAGGACACUUCCAGUGGAAAUUGGUACAGCGAUCCGGAUGAGGAUCGGCUGAACGACGAUGUGUUCAGGCACAGCACCUACCGGCCGAAUAGCAAUCACAACUCCGUGUUGGAGUGCGUGAAUCAGAUCCUGCUGCAGGAUAUGGAGGAGGAGGAGAACAUGGUGCUGUCGGUGCCGCGUCGAUUCAAACAUCGCGGCCGAAUCGUGCGUUUUCAGCCGGCCAGGUUGUCCGACAUCGAGUCGGUGGGUUCGGAGAUGGAGAGGAAGAACUCCGAGGAGUCCGUCGCGGAUAACAAGGACUCAUCGAGGGAGGAAGAGACCGCGGAGAACGAGGCGAACGCGACCGAGGACGAGUUUGGCAUGAGGAUCGUACAAAAGGAGCCGGAUGACGACGGUUCCAAGGACUCCAAGGCGAUCCCGCUAGUCAUCAUUGAGCCCAAGAUCGAUGUCGAGGAGUCGAGGAAGAUCCUGACGAAAUCCCAGGUGAGCAAUCCUCCGUUAAAGAUGGAGAGAAUCGAGGAGAAGACCUGCCUGCAGAUGUCCGCGAGAGGGUUGACUAUCGCCAAGAACCUGGAUUACGAAGAUAUAGAGUCGCUGCCGGAGAUAACAACGACGUCACCGACGCCGCCCAGGACGCCACCGGCGCUGCCGCCGAAGCCACAGUUUCGCAACAAUACCUUGAUCCUGAAGAAGAUUCCUAGUCCGUCGUUCCUGAUUGAUGAAAAGAGGCAGCAGGAUCCGGGAGGUGCGGAUCCUGCAAAAAAAAGUAUUCUUGGGCUGAUAUCCUCUUCGUCUUCGUCGUCAAAGGCGGCAAGGAGUCUGAAUCUGGAGGAAGCGAAGAGUUCGGCCAGGAGCUCGGCGAGGGAAACGAAGGGUCGCGAAGAGGGUGGAUUCUGGAAGAACAGAUUCAACCACGUGCGCUCGUCCUUCCAGGUGAGGCAAAAGGAGCCGGAUCAGGCGAAGGGCGCGGUACGAGUGACGAACAUCGUUCGGCACUUCGAGGAGUUCAAGAUCGGCGACCCCGAGGAACAACAGACGAAGGACAGAAAUCGCCCAAAGGAUCGCCACGCCGAACUCGAACACGAAUUCGAUAUCCGACAGAACUUCGAAGAGUUCAAUCUGGACGAGUGCGAUCUGUCGGACGAUCCCGAUCGGCCUGAGGGUGACGGAUCCGAGAGACUCAGUCACGCGGGACUCAGCAACGCCGGCCCGAAUGAAAACAGCAUUGCCAAAGACAACAACAAUGUUCCUGCUGUCGGCAACGGUACCAGUAAUAGCAACGGCAACGGUGAAAUCGGCAGCAGUGGAUACGAUCACUUCCUGGAGGCGACCGGCCUCAGCAACAAGUCGAUCCUCACGCCCUCGCGAUUGCUGAGCAAUCACAAGAGCAUGCUGAAGCCGAAGGACGUGAAGUACAAGAGCAGGAUCAAGGCCACGGCGGUGCUGGAGAGGCACGGGGUGCAGACUACUGCGGCCGGCAGUACGAUGACGACGCACGUCAGGCACUGGACUGGACCGUUUGUCUGACGAUUGGCCAGUUUCCUGCCGACUAAAAAUCCCUUUCGCUCCGCCGUGUCGGCCGACAACUCGCCGAUAAAGGCGAACUACAAAAGAUUUUGAUUCUUUAAUUCGCUGACGAUUAAUUAUAUGAACAUUUUUAGUCGCGCUGUGUAUUCGUACGCAACAAAGCGUGACUUUCGUUCUUGACGUGCAAAUGCGAAUUUUAUAUACAGUAUUGGCCGAGAAACAGGGAAAAAUGAAGAAUUCUUAAUGAAGAUACAAACAGAGAAACCUUGUUUCCUUAGUACGUUACGAUGCUAAUAUGUGAGUAAUUAACACACACAUAUAUAUAUACACACAUAUAAAUUACGUUAUUUUUCAUGUCUAUAAAAGAUACAUGAGUCGCUAGAUA
Messenger RNA from Wasmannia auropunctata (little fire ant), 4137 nucleotides. RefSeq lists its product as uncharacterized. NCBI's taxonomy places the organism in Eukaryota, Metazoa, Arthropoda, Insecta, Hymenoptera, Formicidae. The coding region runs from base 1032 to 3752 and encodes 906 amino acids. The record is from RefSeq and is a predicted model, not a curated record. The transcript has 5 exons.